CAGGUGACGUCCAAGUGUCAGAUGGCGCUGGGAUCAUAUCCAAUGGACGUCCAGAAGUGUGCCCUGGGCCUGGACAUGUAUAGAGGAGCCCGUAUUCUAUGGGGUCCGAAGACGGAGUGGUUCGACGAAAGCAAACAUCCAGUUGUCGUGAGAUCUUCUGGCAUCAACGCGCAGUUCCAGCUUGUCAAAGCACACGCCUUCUCUUAUGUCAACUCCUACGUGGAACGCGGCAUAUCGUGUCUGUACGCGGCUUCGACCUGCGACUUCACCUCAAUGGAAGACGAAUGCUUGUCGCAGGACUGCAUCAGCGCAGACCGACAGGGGACGGCACAGUGCGAGAAAUGCAACUUCUACGGAAACUGUACAUCCGGAGGGGCUGACAUCACCUGCGAUGCUGAAGGGCUGGCGCAAGCUUCGCGAUUCGGCAGCUUGACAUCGGGGCAGGUCCGCUUCGCGCUCAUCAGGCGGAUAAAUUUCCACUUCAUCCAGACCUACGGACCCACCCUGACCACUGUCGUCAUGAGCUGGACGUCCUUCUGGGUCAACCCUGAGGUGGUGACCGCCAGGGUGUCGCUGAACGUGGUGACUGUACUCACCAUGCUCACACAGACCAGGAAAGUUGAAUCGUUUCCGGAGGUGUCGUACGUCCGUGCCAUUGACGUGUGGCUGUUCGCCUGUCAGUGGUUCGUCUUCGUGUCUCUGAUCGAGUACGGCGUGGUCCACUACUACAUCCGACGCGACUCCAAGACCAAGGUCACCGUGGUAAAUCUAGCUACUUUUUAUUGGUUAUUGUUAUUAUUUAUUGGGGUGGAUUGAGAAGAGCUU
Branchiostoma floridae (Florida lancelet) is the source of this 825-nucleotide messenger RNA. RefSeq lists its product as uncharacterized. The record is from RefSeq and is a predicted model, not a curated record. The transcript has 5 exons. Bases 22 to 816 code for a protein of 264 amino acids. Lineage: Eukaryota; Metazoa; Chordata; Leptocardii; Amphioxiformes; Branchiostomatidae. Gene Ontology annotation, biological process: chemical synaptic transmission; chloride transmembrane transport; signal transduction. Gene Ontology annotation, cellular component: synapse; neuron projection; membrane. Gene Ontology annotation, molecular function: transmembrane signaling receptor activity; neurotransmitter receptor activity; chloride channel activity.